AUGUCAACUGUAUCAGAUGUUAUCUCACACGACCACCAUGGCAAAACCCAAUUCACCUGGGAGUUGGCCAGACACUCGAUCGGCGAGGAAUUGGUAGUCUACCCGGCCUUUGAGAAGUACAUUGCGGAUGGCAAAGCUAUGGCUGAUAAGGAUAGAGCAGAGCUCGCCAAGGCAAAAGAGCUCCUCAACACCUUUCAACAGCUCAAACCGUCCAUUCCCGAGUUCGAGCGAACUCUCAAACAACUCAUGGGAGAGUUAUCCGAGCAUAUCAAGGGAGAAGAGCAAGAAGAUAUGCCUAAACUAGAACAAUCCCUUCCCGGUGGUGAAUCAGCCGAACUUGCUACUAGCUUCCAAAGGACCAAAAAGUUUGUUCCGACUAGAAGUCACCCAAGUGCUCCUGACAAGCCGCCCUUCGAGACUGUGGUGGGACUAAUGACCGCUCCAAUCGAUAAAUUAGGUGACAUCUUCAGACGUUUCCCUAAAGAUUAA
Kwoniella mangroviensis CBS 8507 is the source of this 489-nucleotide messenger RNA. RefSeq lists its product as uncharacterized. The coding region runs from base 1 to 489 and encodes 162 amino acids. The record is from RefSeq and is a predicted model, not a curated record. The transcript has 4 exons. Lineage: Eukaryota; Fungi; Basidiomycota; Tremellomycetes; Tremellales; Cryptococcaceae.